UUUUUGGCGCUCCACACAGGAGACUGUCUGGUGGGCGACUACAAAAAUAGAAUAGGGCCUAGGUCAACAAAUAUUGCAAAAUGACCGACUGUUUACCAAAUAUUGGAGAUCGAAUAUGGAGUGAUGGUGAAAUUGGGACCGUCAAGUAUGUUGGUGAAGUAGAGUCAACAUCAGGUACAUGGCUUGGUGUUGAUUGGGACAAUAAAGAAAGGGGAAAACAUGAUGGCACGCACAAUGGGAAACAGUAUUUUGAGACUAGUUCGCUUUCAAGUGGAUCAUUUGUGCGCCCCAAAAAAGCUGUUUCAGGGAUAUCGUUUAUAAUGGCUCUACAGGAACGUUACAUCCCAGAAGAUGCGGUGACCGGAGGGAUUGAAGAAUCCGAGAUGUUUGUAGUAGGAGAUGGACAGCAAACAGCUGUUGAAAUGGUUGGAGCAAAAUCUAUUGUACAAAGGCAAAGUAACUUUGGAAAUCUAAAGAAUGCUGCUCUCAGAGACAUGAAGGUAAACCGAGGUGAUGAGGGCGCUACCAUCAGUAAAUGCGUUCCAAAUUUAAAGGAACUGGACCUUUCAAAGAACCUUGUCAAUUCUCUUGAUGAAGUUGCCAGAAUAGCAGCUCAACUACAAAAUCUACAUGUGUUGAAAAUAAGUGAAAACCGCUUCAGUCUACCAACCAACCCCACUUCUUUGAUGAGCUCUUUUUUGAACUUACAAGAACUUUUUCUAAAUUAUGUCACUUUCACUUGGAAAGAGGUGGAAUUUUGUGCUCCAAUGUGGCCCAAUGUACGCAAACUUCACAUUUGCUUCAACAAUAUCACAACUGUUAAUGAGUUUGAUGUUACGUUAUUCCAGCAUGUAGAUUUAUUGAACCUUGAAGGCAACAAGAUUUCAGAUUGGAAUGAUGUUCUCCAUUUUGGUCACUUGCCAAGGCUAGAAGCAUUGAUUCUAAACAAAAAUGCACUGACAAAUGUCAAGUUUGAUGAUGUUGAUUACAAGGGCAAGACAUCUUACUUCCCAUUACUCAAGUCGAUAUCACUGAAUGCCAACUCCUUAUCAUCUUGGCAGUCAGUAAAUGAACUUGAGAAGCUUAAAAGUCUGGAAGAGACACGGACGCAAAGGAAUCCAUUCUGUGAACAGGAGAAGAUGUUUGAUACAAGACAGAUAAUUAUCGCCAAGAUUGGCAAUUUAAAACGAUGCAACAAUGCUGUGGCAUCUGUUAAUGAAAGGAGAGGUGCUGAAUUGGAUUACAUCAAGACAUUUGGCAAGGACUGGAGAGCAAGUGGUGGACACCAAGAUCCAGAGAAGAACAAGCCAUCGGUGGAGUUUGAAACAAAUCAUCCUCGUUAUAGGCAGCUUACAGAAUUGUAUGGUGUUCCAGAAGAUUAUGAAUUAACAACCAAAUCGACUACUUUGAAAAGCAGUUUAAUCCAAGUCAAUAUAACUUGUCAACAAGGCAAUACGACAAAGACAAUACAAAAGAAACUACCAGGAACAAUGAAUAUACAGAAAUUAAAGAGCUUAAUUCACAAACUGAUGAAAGUUGACAUUGCAUCACAGGUUUUAACAUACACCAGUACAAAGCUGAAAGAUCAAGAAUUUGAACUGAAUAAUGACAUGCGUCCUCUAUCGUUUUUUGGCAUUGAGAAUGGUGAUACGAUACAAGUAAAAUGGUGAUGAAGAUGUUUAUAAGAUUAGCUAGUGUGUGCAAUUAAAUAGACAAAUCAGAACCAAAUAUAUGUGCUUAAACUGUUGGUGUUGAGCUAGAAAAACUUGAAUAAUAAAAUUAAAUAUUUAAAUUGUUUUACAUUUUAUAUUAGGUUGUUAGCUUUCUGUUGAAAAGUAGAAUAUUUUCAUGCUUCAGAGAUAAUGGCCAAAACAUGCUGGAAUGUCAACAUUCCAAACUAACCUUUAUAACCUUUAUCUAUACAUCAUGCA
Molecule: messenger RNA, 1931 nt
Organism: Anneissia japonica
Lineage: Eukaryota; Metazoa; Echinodermata; Crinoidea; Comatulida; Comatulidae
Product: tubulin-specific chaperone E-like
Exons: 13
Coding region: 81-1670 (529 amino acids)
Biological process (GO): protein folding
Molecular function (GO): alpha-tubulin binding
Source: RefSeq, a predicted model, not a curated record